AUGAAUCCAAAAUUCAAUAAUUUUACUGUUGAGGUAGUGUAGCUAGACUAGCACUCAGAUAAAAAAGAUGAGGAGUUUGAAUUUAAUAUGGCAAACGAUCUAGACGAAGAUGAAGGGUUGAAUGACACAAAAAGGAUGCUCGUACAAUUGAAGGACUAAAGACGGAAUACUAAUCGCAAAUUUACACAUGAAAUUUAGGAAAUAAGGAAAAGAGAGAUCAGCAAAGGCAUAAAAGAGCCAAUGACCCCAAAUGUAAAUACAAGAAGGAUAGAUCAGCACAAAGAAGUUAGAUUUAGCAACUUAGAUAACAAAAAAGAUGGUAGUGAACAUAAAGCAAGACAAUCUAUAACAUCCUAGUCUAAGAACAUAAGUCCUAGUCCAUUGAUCCCAAGAAGAGCACCUCAGUCUAAAUAGUCUUAAUCCGUGGUUGAGGCGUACAAGGAGAAGUAUAGAGAAUAUUCUUAUAGAGGCAGUAUAAUUGCGACUAACUCUAUUAGAAAGCCCAGUAAAUUUAUUAUGAAUUAGGAAACAAGGGCCAUGGCGCAGAGAAGACAGGAAUCUCAAAACUAAGAAGGAUUUAUAAAUAAAUUUAGAGAGCAGUUCAGACAGCAGUCCUUCAUGUAGAAUCAUGAGGGAAAUUUAGAGAAGGAUUAAGAAGUAAGACUCUAAUUCUAGAGAACAAUCCUUGGAGAUUAGAUGAAAAGUCAAAAUCAUUAAAGUAGCGAUCACAAAGAAAUUCAUGUGGAAGACAGCUUUACUGAAGAAAGUAAACUGACUGAAGACCCUUCUGGAGAGGAAUCGAAGACAGCUACUUAGUAAUAGGAUUAUAACUAAGCAGAAGGUGAAGAUAUACCUCUUAGAAACAGAAUUACUUUUAACCCUCCCUAAGUUGCUCCUCUAGAUUCACAGAGAUUUAAGAACUUAAAAGUUGAGACUGCUGUAAAUAAGGUUACAAGGCAACCUUCUAAUCCAGGAAUAAGAAAAAGAAAUAGUAAUAUUGGAUUGACUUCACCAAUAAAGCUUGGCAAGUCUUUAUACCACAUUGAGGGCAAAAAUGAAAACAAGUAGGAAGAUGAGAGGAAGGUAACACUUAAGAACACUUCUAUCAUGAUUGAAAAGUUCAAAAUACAGAGAGAUGAGUCAAUCAAAAGGAAGAGGCAGAGGGUAUCACAUGAAAACAAGAAAACUUCGAAUAAUAAGGUAACUAAUGAUGAAAACCUUACCACUGCAAACGAAGAGGAAAAAAUAGGAAGCCAAAGUAGAUAUGUGAAGAGUAAAUUUUCUAAAAGGAUAGAAGAUCCUCAAACAAAUUCUCUGUCAGUAUCUAAGCAGACUCCCAUUUUAAUUUCUCAUCAUACUCCAAGCGCUCAAUUUAUGUUUACAACUAGAAAGACAUUAAACCUGUACACUGAACAUGGCAAAAAAUCUUCAGGGUAUACAGUUAAUGGAGUGAAGCAAUAUGAGUCUAAAUCGAACCCUAGUCUCAUUUAGUUUGGACCUAAUUCCUCUUCACACAUGGUAUCUUCAUUAAAUUAGCCAAACAUAGAAAAACCCAAAGAAGAGCAGUUCAAGGGUGUCUUUACGAUUGAUAGAAAAAGACCCCCUAAUGUAAGAAUUUUCUCAAACAAAGUUGUCACUGAUGAAACCCUCUGUGAGCUUCUGUUAUAUUUGGAGACAGAGAACGUUACUACUAUAUCUAUGCCUAAUUGCAAGCUAUACGAUGCAGGCCUUUCAAUUCUAUUUGAAUUCUUACUUGCAAUCAAAAAUUUGUAGAGAUUAAAGGUUUGCAACAACAUCAUGCAGCUCUUCCCAAAGGAAAUGCCAUUCCUUGAAAGUGCAACUUAUAUUAUGGGCUUAGCCUUGAAGUAGCAGAAAAAUUUGCAAGUGUUUGAGUUGCAUGGAUUCUUCUUCAAAUAGGACGAUUAUGAGACACUAUUUGAAGGUCUUAGUUCCUGCCAUCAACUUAAGCAACUUACCUUUUCGAAUAACGGGCUACAGGAUUAUGGAGUGGAGUACAUAUCAUAACUCAUUGAAGAUCCUAGGAUGAACAUAAAGUAGAUGACUCUAAUGAACAACUAGUUAAUGGAUGAAGGAGCUGAAUUUUUAGCAGAUGCGAUUCAGUCUGAGUACUGCAAACUGGAAAAAUUAGACUUGAAGCUAAACUUUAUUAAAGACAAAGGGGCAGCAUUAUUCGUGGAUGGAAAACUAAGUGACUGA
This is a messenger RNA of Stylonychia lemnae, 2217 nucleotides long. Lineage: Eukaryota; Ciliophora; Spirotrichea; Sporadotrichida; Oxytrichidae. The record is from the annotation of a GenBank genome assembly.